AUGGGAAGCGCCUUCUCCAAAUUAUUCUCCAAAUUGGGCAAAAAGCCCGUCCGCCUGCUCAUGCUUGGUCUCGAUGCAGCGGGCAAAACAACGGUCCUCUACAAGUUGAAGUUGGGCGAAUUUGUACAAACAAUUCCUACCAUCGGCUUCAACGUGGAAACGGUCAAGUACAAGAAUCUGCGAUUUGAUUGUUGGGACGCUGGCGGUCAGGCCAAGUUCCGACGAUUGUGGCACCACUACUGCCAGAACUCGCAGGGCGUGAUAUUCGUGAUCGACAGCACGGACCACGAUCGACUGUCAGAGGCGAGGGACGAGCUCCACCGAAUAAUGAAGGAGGACUCCCUCGAAAACACCCUCGUGCUCGUCCUCGCCAACAAACAAGACAUGCCCAAGGCCUUGUCGAAGGAGGAGAUCGCGGAGGCGCUGGAGCUGUCGUCGCUCAGCAAGAAAUGGCACAUCGAAGCCACCUGCGCCACAACCGGCGAAGGUCUGUACGAUGCUCUGGACUGGCUGGUGGCGGGCAUCCAAUCCGGUUCCUCCAAGUGA
This is a messenger RNA of Acanthamoeba castellanii str. Neff, 546 nucleotides long. Its product is annotated as ADPribosylation factor, putative. NCBI's taxonomy places the organism in Eukaryota, Discosea, Longamoebia, Acanthamoebidae. Gene Ontology annotation, molecular function: GTPase activity; GTP binding. Gene Ontology annotation, cellular component: cytoplasm. The transcript has 6 exons. The coding region runs from base 1 to 546 and encodes 181 amino acids. The record is from RefSeq and is a predicted model, not a curated record. Gene Ontology annotation, biological process: vesicle-mediated transport; intracellular protein transport.